Anisakis simplex (herring worm) is the source of this 366-nucleotide messenger RNA. The record is from the annotation of a GenBank genome assembly. Lineage: Eukaryota; Metazoa; Nematoda; Chromadorea; Rhabditida; Anisakidae.
AUGCAAAAAAUCCUCAUCAACUUCAGGUCGUUGCUUUCGGGUGGCGUGGUUCCGAGUGUGAAUAAUACAUCGCAGUCAUCCUCAAGUGCCACACAAUCGCGACCUUCGUCUGCAACGACCACAUCAAGCAGUGCAGCAGUACCGAAUACAUUCAUGCCAACGUCCGUAAUGAGACACAUGACUAAAAACAAUACGAAUAGUCAUAGCAGCACUAGUGAUGAUAAACAACACCAUCAUUAUCAUGCCAACAUAGCACCAUCCAAUAGUGCCAAUAGCAACAGUGCUGUGGUCAGUGCUUCUGCGAACGAUGAAAGACACGAUGCGACCGCACCACCAACUGUCCAUAACGAUGCUAAUAUUAACGCU